Podospora pseudopauciseta is the source of this 1167-nucleotide messenger RNA. RefSeq lists its product as uncharacterized. NCBI's taxonomy places the organism in Eukaryota, Fungi, Ascomycota, Sordariomycetes, Sordariales, Podosporaceae. The record is from RefSeq and is a predicted model, not a curated record. The transcript is spliced from 2 exons. Bases 1 to 1167 code for a protein of 388 amino acids.
AUGAGUAUGAAGCUACCUCUACACCUCGGCGCUCUGAAGAGUUUGACCCUGACACGCGACACUACACUGGCUGAAUUCAGCUGUGUGAAGAGCAAGGGGCUAUUCUCCUAUUUAACGACACUUGCUGUCGGCGGGCUUAUUGUGCGCGAGUUUUUAGAAGGUCUAGGAGACUUCCCGACACUGUUCCCUAACCUCCGCUUUGUCGAAUGGGAUGAGGACUACGUUGAGCCUGGCCUGGAGGGCGAGGAAGGUCUAUAUGUCCUCGGGGGAUCUAUUGAAAUCAUAGAGGAACUAGCCGCGCUCCGGGCUAUCUUUCCAUCCGUCCAGAAGCUGUCUAUCCCAGUCAGGCGCUCCAAAGGCGACAGGCACGAGGUCCCAUUGUACAAGGCCAUCGGGACUGAGUUCCCUAAUCUCGAACGACUGUCCCUCACGCUCGACGCAGGACUCCAAGUGUUUGAUGGCGACAAUGAAGUAUACCAUAGCGUAGUCUUUAUUGAACCACGCAAGAAGCAGAAGGAGCAGUCAAAUGUGCAAUCAACAGAGGGCGCGAUUUUGAGGCACGACUUUAAUCUACUGGAGUUGCUUCCGACCAUGCAAACGAUGAAUCAGCAUCGCUGGGAAUGGUCUGAAGAUUCGGUGGUCUUGGAGCAGGGAGACCCAGGCUUCACCUUCAACCAAAACAUUCUGGACGUGAUGGUCAACUCAGCGAUUGAUGGAAAGUUGGCAAGGCAGUUCUUUGAUGUCGUGGCGGCUUCCUCUCCAAAGCUGCAAAGAAUGAUAGUGCGCACUAGGGGUUGCAAUUUGAGUGUGCGUACUGUCCGUAAGGUCAAAGAGCAGCGCCAUUUCAGUGAUGAUUCUUGGCCCUACCGGGAGGAUCCGGUAGGCCGGGAAGACGAUGAGAUGGCGUCAUUGAUGCACGCACUUCAGAAGCAGUGGGUUGUUGACAGGUGUCUUGGUGGUGGUGGACGCAGCGGUGAUGGUCCUGGCGUUGUGAAGGUGAAGGAGAUCAGGGGGGAGAUGUCAACACGGCAAAGAAUCUUGCAGGAAUAUUUGGAGAACGAACCGCUGAAGGUCGAGGAGAAGGGUGGAUUGCCGUUGCAUUUUAGGUACCUCUGGCCGCGGGUAGACGAGGGGAGUAAGUCGUGGUGGAAAGAUUGGCAGAGUUAG